CUGCCUCAAUGACUCAUGGUGCCUGAUAGAGCAGCUGCAAUUUUCAUAGUGAGAAUCUCUUGCUCUCUCCAUCGUGUCUCCACAGUUCUUUUUCGGAUCGUCUCUCUGGAUGAAGACUUCCGUCCCCUCAAUGAGAAGUUUCCAUUGGUCUUCAUCAAGGACCCCCAGAAGAACCGAGUGUUCCAGUGGCGAGAGGUGGAGUUAAAUGGGGGCCUCAGCCAGCUCUCCUUCCUCCUCACCUCUGAGCCCAUCCAAGGCACCUACAAUGUGGUGGUACAGAAGGAGUCGGGGACAAAUCUAGAACAUUCCUUUACUGUGGAGGAAUAUGUGCUGCCCAAGUUCGAGGUGUCGGUGAGGAUGCCCAAGAAAAUCACCAUCCAGGAUGAGGAGCUGAAAGUAGCUGUCUGUGGCCUAUACACCUAUGGGCCCCCUGUCCCCGGCCUCGUGAAUGUCCGUGUGUGCCGGAGGUUUUCUCAGGCCAGGUCAGACUGCUAUGGAAGAGAAGGCGAGGCUGUGUGUGAGGAAUUCACCGGGAAGGCGGACAGUCAAGGCUGUGUCUCCAGUGUGGUGAAGACUAAAAUAUUCCAGCUCAAGCGAAACGGUUACGAGAUGAAAAUUGAGGUGGAAGGCAAGAUCACAGAAGAGGGUACAGGGGUGGAGCUAACUGGGACAGACUCCAGUGAGAUCACAGGUACCAUGAGCAAAAUCAGCUUUGAGCAGGUGGACUCUCAUUACCGGCCGGGGAUCCCCUUCUUCGGGCAGGUGAAGCUGGUGGAUGGGACUGAUGCUCCAAUCGCCAACGAAAGAAUCCAGAUUUCCAUGGGGGGAAACAAAUACGCGACGAAUAAAACGGGCCAAGUCUGGUUUUCCAUAGACACUGUCAACUUCACAGACACCUCUAUUCAGAUUGCGGCCACACAUAAAUCGGAACUGAACUGUUACGACAGCACCUGGGUCACCCCCGAGUACGGUAGUGCCCAUCACUCAGUGACGCGCUUUUACUCCCCGAGUCAGAGCUUUCUCAAAAUCGAGCCCGUGCCUCAGACUUUUAGCUGCGGCUCCAGUGUGGGAGUCCGGGUGCACUAUAUCCUGAAGCCAGAGGCCGUGCGGGAACAGAAGGAAAUCGUCUUCUACUACUUGGUGAUGGCCAAGGGAGGCAUCGUGAGGGCAGGCACCAAGGAGCAUCCUGUGGGGGAUGGGGAACUUGUCCAGGUAUUUGAGCUGAGGGUCCCCGUGGGGCCCGAGAUCGCCCCCCUGGCCCGGGUACUUGUAUACACCACGUUACCCAGCGGGGAAGUUGUCGCCAACUCGGAAGAUUUCAAGAUUGAAAACUGCUUUGCCAAUAAGGUCGACUUGCAUUUCUCACCAGUCGAGGGCCUCCCAGCCUCUGAUGCUCACCUACAGGUCAGAGCCUCCCCGGGCUCCCUGUGCGCCGUCCGAGCUGUGGACAAGAGCGUUCUCCUCAUGAAGCCUGAAGCCGAGCUGUCGCCCAGCUCUGUGUACGAUUUACUCCCGGUGAAGGACAUCAGGGGCUAUGAUUACAGGGGGCACCAUGUGGAGGAGGAAGACGAAAACCCUUGUGUGAGUCUCAGCAAUGUCAUUUUAAAUGGAUUCAUCUACACGCCCGUUUCUCCUGACGGGGAAGGGGAUGCCUUCCACAUUCUCAAGGUGAGCGCCAGGCCUCCCGGUAGUGUCUGAAAUUGCUGUUGGUUUAGA
Pelodiscus sinensis (Chinese soft-shelled turtle) is the source of this 1716-nucleotide messenger RNA. The record is from RefSeq and is a predicted model, not a curated record. Lineage: Eukaryota; Metazoa; Chordata; Testudines; Trionychidae.